Molecule: messenger RNA, 658 nt
Organism: Copidosoma floridanum
Lineage: Eukaryota; Metazoa; Arthropoda; Insecta; Hymenoptera; Encyrtidae
Gene: cni
Product: protein cornichon
Biological process (GO): vesicle-mediated transport
Source: RefSeq, a predicted model, not a curated record
AUGGCGUUUAACUUAGCCGCUUUUUCGUACAUAGUGUCACUAAUUGGCGAUGCUUUCCUCAUAUUUUUCGCAAUUUUUCACGUUAUCGCAUUUGAUGAGCUUAAAACAGAAUUUAAAGAUCCUAUUGAUCAAUGUAACAGCUUAAACCCACUUGUACUUCCAGAAUAUGCGAUCCAUCUCAUUAUGAAUGUGUUGUUCCUGAUUAGUGGUCAGUGGUUUGCUCUUAUUUUUAAUGUUCCAUUGAUUGCCUAUCACAUAAACAGGUAUAGAACCAGGCCAGUAAUGACCAGUCCUGGCUUAUAUGAUCCUACAAGUAUCAUGAACAUGAACGACCUAAAUAAGUGCCAACGAGAAGGAUGGGUUAAGCUGGCAUUUUAUCUUCUCUCAUUCUUCUACUAUUUAUAUGGGAUGAUCAGCUCGCUGAUUAAUGCAUGAAUAAAUUUCUUUAAAUGUCGUUAAAGACAAGACUGCGUUACCAAUUGAAAAAAUCACAACUCAAACUUUCCCCUUAUUUAUGAAGAAAUCGUUUUUGUUUUAACUUGUAAAUAUCACUGGUAUGUCUUAUUUUUCUAUUACUUUAAAAUAUUUGUUGUUGGGCUUAAUGUGUUUUAAAAAAUGUAUUUAUUGCCCUUCAUGAAGAACUGAUAAUUCAUCAUUU